Molecule: messenger RNA, 1261 nt
Organism: Acaromyces ingoldii
Lineage: Eukaryota; Fungi; Basidiomycota; Exobasidiomycetes; Exobasidiales; Cryptobasidiaceae
Exons: 1
Coding region: 33-1091 (352 amino acids)
Source: RefSeq, a predicted model, not a curated record
UGCUGCUCACCCUCUCUCUCUCACUCCUCUUGAUGUCGUCGGCUGACCCAGGUAGGUCGCCCACGCUCUUUCCGCCAGAUGACGAAGAGGACACGCCUCGGCGGCCCCGUCGCUCCGUCGUGGAAAAGGCCGACGACGACGACUUUCUGACCUUGCCGGCCUUUCGCAUGCUGUGCCUCUCCCACCCGCUCCUCGAGACCUUCUUCGCCCACGACCUCCCCGCCUCCUUUGCGCUCGAAGAGGUCAGCCGGCGCAGCUACUCGCACGGCGUAUGGCACGAUGCCCCCAGCGCAGCCUCAGCCUCUCCCCUUCCCUCGUCUUCUUCCUCUUCUGACCUCGCCGCCGCCGCCGCCGCCGCCGCCGCCGCAUCGACAUCAUCGACCACAACGACGACGACGAGCAGCGCCAAGAGCCCCACGAGCAGCACGUAUUCCAAAGAUGUGACGACGGGCGUGCGCGGCCGGCUCGGUGGCCUCCUCGGCUCCUUUCUCGGUGACGAGGCCAAAGGGAAAGUCGAUGAGCUGGCCGAUGCGCUCGGCGAGCGACUCUCGACCAAAGUCGUCCGCGGGCCCGUCCCUUCGUUUGCGUCCAACCGGCCCCAGCUGCUGCAGCAGGGCGCGGCUGCAGGCGACAGACGGGCGUCCUCUGCGUCGUUCUCGGCCGCAGGAGGAGGAGGUGCGGGCCCGGGGACACCAUCGACGCCAAGGUCGGCUGGCGGCGGCGGCGGCGGCGGCGGAGGCGUGUACGACAUGGACGAGCUGCGCGAGAUGGACGAGGAGCGGCAGCGCCGCAGACGGCAGCGGCUCCUCGAGGAGGAAGACGAGGACAACCGACGCCAGCAGGGCGCCGUCACGGAUAAAGAAAGGGACAAGGACCGGGCCAAGCGGCAAUCGACGACGACGAUGAUGCUGCGCGGCAUCGACCUGAGCUCCAACGCGGGUGCACAGGAAAGCAUCCGGAUGGCCACAGAGGCCAUCCUCGAGGCAUCUCGAGGCCAGACCUUUGGCGAGGACCAGCCAUUGGCAGGCGCAUCCAAUGGCGCAGACCAUGGACCAGACGACGAAGACGAAGACAUUGCCGCGCUCGAAUGAGAGGUAGACUCUCGUUUCGUGCCGCAUACAUAUACCCUCUUGUUCUCACACUGCCAUCACUACCGCAAUAAACCAACAACCAGCAUUCAAUUGUCCACUGUUUUCAAUGUCAAAUGAGGAAAGAAAGCCAAAUGUCCAAGGUUUGAAUCUAGACUGGUACAAGCAAGGAG